UUGCUGGGCCGACUAGGUGUGACUGACGUCGGUGGGAAUACCACAUCCACCGUUCGCCGUUCGCUGGUUAUCCGUCCCCAUUCCGGUCCCAAGGCCACCCUCCCUCAGCCCAGUUCAGUUCCCCAAUGUCUCGGUUCCGUCCCACACCAACGCCGCUCACGCGCUUCGCUCUCCCCCGAGCCGUUGUUCAUGUCUUGUCCUCCCCACGGCUGCAUGGAGUGCGCGCCAGCCGUGUGUUUUUUCUUUUCUUUUUUCAGCCGGCAAAGUUCCAACGCACGCAAGACGGAAUCCGGCUCCGACUUCAGGACCCAUCCCCCCAUGAGCAGACGGCGGUGAUCGGCGGCCGGGGGGAGCGGGAUGGUGUUGCGUGCCGGGUUGCGCGUCACCUGGGUUUGGCGGUCCGGUUGACCCACUCCGGUUCGCAUGCAACCCCCCCCUCCCACCUCCCAUCCUCCAUGCAGCUGGACGGGUCGAGGCGAGUCGUCAUGCGCGAGGCGUGUGUUGCCCUGUUGCCAUGCUGCUCGCCAGGCUUCGGCAGUUCAGUCUUUGGGUACGAACAGGGCCGGUGGGAGGAGUUCUCUUCCCUUUCCCCGCACAGCACAGCCUUCCAAAAAGUCCUACCGGAGUUCUAGAACUCAGGAUUGCUUGCUUUCCCUUGUCACUUGAACCCGGACGUCCAGUUUCUGGCAGGGUAUUGUUUGAAACACGGAGGAAUUUCGUGGAAGAGUCGAGGUCGGCUUACCAUCCUGCCUCCGUCUCAGCAAGCACACGCAA
This is a messenger RNA of Chaetomium fimeti, 774 nucleotides long. RefSeq lists its product as uncharacterized. Lineage: Eukaryota; Fungi; Ascomycota; Sordariomycetes; Sordariales; Chaetomiaceae. The record is from RefSeq and is a predicted model, not a curated record. Bases 126 to 632 code for a protein of 168 amino acids. The transcript has a single exon.